Molecule: messenger RNA, 5170 nt
Organism: Rhopalosiphum padi (bird cherry-oat aphid)
Lineage: Eukaryota; Metazoa; Arthropoda; Insecta; Hemiptera; Aphididae
Product: golgin subfamily A member 4-like
Exons: 16
Coding region: 121-3033 (970 amino acids)
Biological process (GO): Golgi vesicle transport
Cellular component (GO): Golgi apparatus
Molecular function (GO): small GTPase binding
Source: RefSeq, a predicted model, not a curated record
ACUGAUAAGGCAUAUUUGCUACUACAAUUCAUUACUGCUAUCAAGAACAAUCAUCAUAAUAAAUUAAGCAUAAAGUGAGAUUGUGAAAUUCUUUUAAAAUAGUUAAAUAUUUUAUUAAGAAUGUUUAAAAGGCUAAAAGGAUCCAUUGGAAAAAACGAUGAACCGAAAACACCAAAUUCUUUACCACAAAAUCGCCCAACUUGGAGUAGCUUUUCUACAAUAUCUCCACUGAAUCCAGAAAUGGAAGAUUCUCAAUUUUGUAUCAAUGAUGAUAUUGAAGAAACACCUAAGAAUUCACCAGCUCGUGUUGCCGUCAGUGAAAGUACUACUGUUGAUCUUGGUAAAUUUAGCCAAUCUUCUUCAUCAUUAGUGAAUGAUCAUCUUUCAUUUCAUACUGAUAUUGAAUCAGCAAGUGAAAUAGAUGAUAGUGCGAGUGUUGUAUCUGAGUAUGCAAAUGAAAUCACUAAAGAAAAUUUAUAUGCUGCUUAUAAAAAACUUCAUGGUCGCUACCAUAAACAUAAAUUUAAAUAUACUGAAUUAGCUGAUAAAUUCAAACAAACAAUGACCAUACAUGAUAAAGAUAAAAUUACUAUGACAAAGGCUCAAGAUAAACUACUUCAAAGAAUUGCAGAACUUAAAGAACAGUGUACUUUGGAACAAGCUGCUAAAGCCCACAUGGAAGAUGCAUUAAGAAAUGAUAUAGAAGAAAGAGAUCAUAUAAUAUCUACUCUUAAUACCAAAAUUGAUUUGUUAAAGAAAAAUAGUUCUGAUGAGUGUGAAUCAAAUUCUAUUGGCUCUGCUGAUUUAUUGGAUAAAUGUGAACGAUUAAAUGAAGAACUAUCUUCAACAAAAUCAGAAUGUGCAUCGUUAGAAAAUCAAAUUGAGUUGUUAAAAAAAAGCGAAGAAAUCACUUUGUUAAGUUUAGCAGAAAAUAAAAUGGCUAUUCAUAAAGAACUUGAAACCAAAGAAGACCAAAUCAAAAAAUUGGAGAAAACCAUAAAUGGGCUUCAAAUGGAAAAUCAGAUAUUAUUAAAAGAAAAAGCUAGUCAUUUGUCUACAAAUUCAUAUCAGAUAAAUAUAAAUCAAAAUAUUCAAGAAGAAAUAACUAAGCAACUUAAUGAGCUAGAAAGUGAUAUGUCUUCAGCAUUUGAGUUUAAAGAAAAUGAAGUAAAAGAACUGAGGAAUAAAUUAAAAACUUUUGAACAACGUUUUGAAGCACAAGAGCAAAAAAAUAUUUCAAAUGAGGAAGUUUUAAAGAAUAAUGAAAAUAAUUAUAAAUUAGUUAUCUCUAAUUUAGAACAGAGCUUAAAUGACAACAAGAUUUCAUCUUCAAAGAAAAUUGAUACAUUUUUAAAAGAAAUUGGUGAAAAAUCACAAGUAAUUAAAAAUUUAACAGUUAAAUUAAAGGAAAUGGAGAAACUGAAACAAGAUUAUGAAAAAAAUAAAAAUGAAAUCCAAGAUUUAAAAAGUCAAAUUGUUCAAACUAAAAAACUUGUCAAAGAAAAUGAAUUAAUUCGUGUAGAUGAACAGAAUAGAUGUAUUGAAGAAUUGAAACUGAAAUCAGAAGAAAUUUCUAAUUUAAAAGAUAAAUUGAAAUUAUUACAAAAUACAUUUAAAGAAAACGAAAAAAAAAACUUAGAUCUUCAAAAUCAUAUUGAUGAAAUUAGUUUUAAAAAUAAAAGCCUUAUAGAAUCUGAAGAAGAAUUAAAGGUGACAAUUUUUAAUUACAAAAAAUCCAAUGAUGAGUUACAAGAUACUAUAAAAUUGUUACAAAAGGAAAAACAAAAAAUUAUUGAUACAAUGAAAUCAAAAAUGGAUGAGAAUCAACUAGAAAUUGAAAAAUUAAAUAAUUUAAAUAAAGAAAUGUUAUGUCAAUUAAAUCAGGAUAAAUUAAUUCAAAUUUCUGAAGAACGCAGUAUUGAGUCGGUAAUUAAAGAUUAUAAUCUCCUCACAGAAGAAAAUGCGUAUUUAAAAAAAGAACGACAAAAAAUGCUCCAAACAUUCCAAGAUAUGUUAAAAAAAAUUAAAGUUGAUUUUGGAAAUCUUAAGUCAUUUGCAGAAGAGCAAUUGACUGAGUGUUCAUUUAUACUUGUUAAACAUAUAAAUCACUUGAAGGCUGAGUUCUCAUCUAAAAUUAAAUUGUACCAUAAUAAUUUGACUGAAACUAAACAAAAGUUAGAAAUAAUUCAAAAAGCAUAUUUAAUAUUAAAAUCUGACUGUGUUCAGAAUCUAGAUUAUUUUAAAAUUGAAAUAAUUGAAAAAUAUAAUGAAGAUGUACUGUUUUUAUUAUCUCAAAAUAAUAAAGAACUAGAAAAAAGAAAAAUAGAUUUACUUAGACUUCAAGAAGAAAUUGAUAGCUAUAGAAAAAGUGAACAUCGCUCCGUAAAAGCAGAAGUGAAAGAAACUAUACAAGAGUUACAAGAAUGCAUAGAAUUACAAAAAAAAACAUAUACAAAUCUACAAGAUGAGUAUUCUAAUUACCAAGUGAAUGAAAAGAAAAAAUGGACAGAUAAGCUAAUAGAAACUGAAAAUAAGUGGUUAGAAAAAAUGGACAACUACAAAAAAAUGAUGGAUACAGAGCACAGAGAAGAAUUAGAAGCUUUAACUAAUGAAUGGACUAAUGAACAAAAACAUAAUGCACUUACAUUAAUGACUGCUGAUAGUAAAAAUGAAGAGACUCUUGAAAAAAUAAUUCAAGAUGUUGAGACCACUUCACAACGAGAAGAAGCACUUCAACGUCAAAUAACUAAACUUAAUAAAGAACUCUCUGAAUUAAAAAAAAUGUAUAGAAAUGAAGUUCAUAAUAAACAUAGAAAUAAUGAAGGAGACGAUGAUGAAAAUGACGUUAAUAACAAAGAUGGAUGUGAAAUGGAAUAUUUAAGAAAUAUUUUAUAUGAGUAUAUGAUGGGGAAGCAACCUAUGGUAUUAGCCAAAGUAUUAGCUGCUAUAGUGAAAUUUGACUCCAACCAGUUGAGCACAAUACUACAAAAAGAAGAACAAAAAGUUUCUUUGUUAAAAACCUUAGGACUGUGAUAUUAACUGUCCAGAAGCAAAGAAUAAUUAUUAUACCUAUUGUCAUCUCAGCUGUUCUUACUUCACUAUACUAGCAUCAUUCCGUACAUAGUUUUCAUUUGCAAUUUUUAUUAUGGUGCGAUUAUUUUAUAGCAAUUUAAAUUUUUAAUUUGUAUUAUAUACCUUGUAUUGUUACCAAAAUAGGUAAUUAUAUGUUAUUAUUAACAUAGUAUUUAUUAUAUGUUAGAUCACAUUAAUAUUAUACUCAUAGGUAAAACUAAAGGUCAGCUAAGUAAGAUAAGGUUAGGCUUGACCUAAUACCCUGUUAGGACGUUGAUCUUAAAUUUAGUAUUUAUUUGGGUGAUUGUAAACUUUGAUUUAUUUUCUUACCUGUAACGAAUGGAAACUCUUCCAGUGUUCAGGUUUUCCUGCAUUAAAUAUGUUGAUAUUUGUUGCGAUAACGUACCUUGAAAUUGUUAACAUUUAUAUUAGUUUAAUGUGUCGAAUACAUUUAUUUAUUAAUAUUAAAAAAUAAUUUAGUGAAAAAUUGUCAUCACAUUAUUUUAGUUUACAGUUUAAAAUAUUAUAACAUAAUAUUCCUACAUAUUUUAUAAUAAUUACGAUUAUUAUUUAUUUAAUAUAAUACACAUUAUAAUAAUACUACAAAGUACAUAUUUAAUGUGUUUGGACCAUUAUUAUUUAAAAAUUUUUUAAUAAUAUCAUGUACAAAGUAAUUUUACAUUUUUAACUAACUUUUUAGUUUCAAGUCUUACAUAUUUUUUAUGCUUAUUUCACGUUACUAUUAUUUAAUAUUGACCAAUUUUAUUACAAAAAUUAUGAUUUUUUUUUUUUAUUAAUAACAUAAUGUAAUGAUUUUAUACCUUUACCUGAUUUAAUUGGCAGAGUUUACAUGAACCCAAUUUUACCUGGUUUAUUACCUGUCAAAUUUUACAAUAAAAAAAGUUCUUGUGGCAAAGUUAAGUUUACAUGCUUUAAUUUAUUUAAUUAUUUAAACUCUAAAAAAAUAUAAUAACAUUUUUAUUAAAAAAAAAAAAAUGAUGUCUACACAGUUCUCUAUCUAUAUUAUUAUGUAAUACCUACUAAGUAAUGUGUAUACAGGCGUGGUAUUAUUCUUGAAAUUUAAUUGUCGUAAAAUGAAUAAAUAAAAAAAAAAUUUUUUGGUAUAGGACAUUAUUUUCAUAUAUUUUAGCCUAAUUUUAAGAGAACGACCAGUUUUGCCUAUGAUUGUAUUAUUAAUUUUGUUAUUUAUUUUUAAUCAACAAACAAUAUCAAUCAAUUAUUGUAUGAAUAAGUAAUUAAAAAUAUUCAAUAUUAUUUAUAGUUUUGGAUAUUAAUUUUUAAACAAUGUAUUAGUUUAUAUGUAUUAUCUAUUAUCUUAUAAAUAUUUAUAAAAAAGAAUAUUAAAUUUGCUGAUUUAUGGUAUAUAAGCUUAAAAAAAUACUUAUACUUGUCUUGUAAUAUUGUAGUAUAAUCAAAUUCGACAUAUCUGAAAUAUCAAAAGAUUAAUUGAUAUAAGUCACAUACAUAAUACUUAAUGACAUAUUGUGCAUACUUAUCCACUAUACUUUAUUUUGUAAAAUAUUUUAAUAGUUUAAAUUUCAUUAUUUUAUAUACUUUACAAACCAAUUUUUGAUUUUUAAGUGGUAUUCUGUAUUUUUAAUUAAAAUAUAUUAAUUUAUGUAAUUUACAAUACUGAAAAUGCUAGUUUAUUAGCUUUAAGUGUGAAAAUCAAAAAUUGGUUUGUUUUUUCAAUACAAAAAAAAAUAGAUACAUUUAAAAUAAUUGAAUUUUAUUUCUGUAAACAAAGAUAAUUUUUUAUAAGAUAACUGAUAAAUAUUCUGAAAUAAUAAAAGUAUUUUCUGGCUACUUUUGAAUAUUUUUAAAUUUGGUACACAAAAUUGUUAACAAAUAUUUAAACUUUUAAUAUUUGACUAUUAUUUUAAAUGUUUACAUAAUUAAUGAUAAUUAUUAUUUUAUUUUAGUAAAUAUUGAUGAUUGACAAAACUAAAGUAAAUAUUUAAAAAACUUAUUUACAUUGAAUUUGGCUGUUAAUGGUAAGGUUAAGUAAAAAUAUUGUUAUUUUGUGUGUACAUUCUAGAUAAGUGCAAGUCUGGUAUUAAAUAGUAUACUAUACAUA